UAGGAAGCACGGCACGGCUGCUCAAUACUCCCAGGACGGCCGAUCUUCACUAAAGCAACUUGCGGCUGUGACCACAGCCGACGUCCUCGAGGGCCUCUGCGGGAGUUUCAUUUGCUUGCACCUAGUAGAACUUUCGACAGCACGCCGUUCGUUCUUCUUGCAUCUUCAAAAUAGCUUGUUUCCACGAGGAAGCCACAACUCCUGCGCGAUGCAGGUGGUUGUGCAGCAGCAGCCCUCUCCGGUUGGGUCGGCGGAUGAGACUGCCACUACACCGGGCGGCCAGAGUUCCUACACUGCGUUGGCAUUCGGGACCGCCCCGGGAACUGCCGCGACG
Molecule: messenger RNA, 334 nt
Organism: Amoebophrya sp. A120
Lineage: Eukaryota; Dinophyceae; Syndiniales; Amoebophryaceae
Source: the annotation of a GenBank genome assembly